Messenger RNA from Dermacentor andersoni, 567 nucleotides. The record is from RefSeq and is a predicted model, not a curated record. Lineage: Eukaryota; Metazoa; Arthropoda; Arachnida; Ixodida; Ixodidae.
AUGAUCGACGUUGAAAAAAACCCAAAGGAGGAAAAGCCCACGACAGCUCAGGCGAGUGAUGGGGCAGUCAGUUUCUCGUCGGCAGUGGAGACAAGAACUCAAUCGAUAGCCAGAGCAAUGCAGCGUUUGGAAAGAAAGAAAGAGGGCAAAGACAAGUCCAAAGACAAGAUGAGCAAGGGCAAAGACAAGUCUAAAGACAAGAAGAGUAAGAGCAAAAACAAGAAAAGCAAAGGCAAGGAUAGUAAAGAGAACAAAAAGAAGGGUUUCUGUCCUUGGCUAAGCAGCAAAGGCAGCAAGAGCAGCAAGAGCACCAAAGAGAAAUGGGGAGGCAAGCGCAAAUCCAAGAGGGCCAAGAAACGCUCCUCUAAGGAAGGCAGCUCGAGAUCCAGAAGCAAAGAGAAGGCUGGCAAGGCUAAGCCCAGCAAGGAGAAGGUGGGCAAAGGAAGCAAGGAGAAGGCGGACAAAGGCAACUUCCUGCGGUUCCUGAGCCCAUUCCGGGGAGUCCACGGAGCACGCUACCUGCUGCUACGGCCAGGGGCAUCUCCAGCGCUGUCGCCACUCUUCUAG